UGGCAAUGUUUUGUUUCCCGCCAUGACAGCACGUGCACUUUCUGUGGUAGAAGGCUUGAAGUUAUCGAAAAUAUAUUCAACAUGAGUGACACCGAGGAGCCGACUAUCGCUCAAAAUAGCGUUCUAACUAAGUACAAAACUGGAGCUGAAAUUGUAAAUAGAGUACUAGAAAAACUCAUUACCAGCUGUGUUGAUGGUGCAUCUGUACAAGCCAUUUGCAGAGAAGGAGAAAAGCUUAUUCAGGAUGAACUCAAAAAGGUUUACAGGAAAGAUAAGGACCUAAGUAAAGGUAUAGCUUUCCCAGUAUGCGUCUCCAUCAACAACUGCAUCAAUCACUUCUCACCUCCCAAGUCUGAGGACGAUGUUGCCAUCAAGGAUGGGGAUUUGGUCAAGCUGGACCUUGGAGCCCACAUUGAUGGUUUCAUCUCGGUUGUGGCGCACAGUCUUGUUGUGGGGGCAAACAAGGAUAAUAAAAUAACUGGCCGGAAGGCUGAAGUGAUGCUUGCAGCUCACUAUGCAGCAGAGGCAGCACUUAAACUAAUGAAGCCUGGCACAGAGAACUCGGCCAUCACCAGCGCUGUUACAAAAAUCGCUGAUGUGUACAAAUGCAAUCCUAUUGAAGGAAUGCUAUCCUUCCAGUUGCAACAGAACCGCAUAGAUGGAGACAAGAUGAUUCAGCAGUUACCUGUUGGCAGUGUACGCAAAGAUGUGGAGCGAGCGACCAUCGAACUGAAUGAGGUCUAUGCUAUUGAUGUCGUAAUCUCUACAGGCAAGGGACAGGGAAAGGAAAUGGACACCAGAGUUUCUAUUUACAAGAAAACUGAUGAAGUAUACAGCCUCAAACUUAAGUGUUCUCGAGAAUUCUUCAGAAAGGUGAGCAAAGAGCUCGGUCAUAUGCCCUUCAAUCUGCGCGUAUUUGAUGACGAGAAGAAAGCCCGCAUGGGCGUAAUGGAGUGCGUGACCCAUAAGCUGGUGACACCGUAUCCCGUGCUGUGGGAGAAGCCAGGCGAGCUCGUAGCCCAGUUCAAAUACACCGUCCUCAUCACCGCUGAUGGACCUCAGCGGAUAACUGGCCUGCCUCUCGAUGUCUCGCUCUGUCAAACUGAUAUCAAGCUCGAGGACCACCUUGCUGCUCUCAGUUUGGUGACUGGUGAAGAGAAGAAGGCCGAAGAAGUUCCCGCUGCUGCCGCACCAGCGCCUGCGCAGACGUGAUGACUUGGGCUGCGUUCUCGAUUGCCAGUUCACCGCGUCCUGAAAAGCAUUUCUCUACACUUGUCCACGUAGUGCAAAACUCUUGACGAUCCAGCUAUUUUCUUAUUUAACCGAGUAAUCUCAAACCUGGAAUUAGCUUGCUGACUGACUCAAUUAAUUUGAAUAUUUCCAAGCUAAUCUUGCGUCCCGAAUUUUUUGGGAUCUUUAUUCGAGCAGCUCGUGUUUUAUAAAUCACGAUCAUCAACAUCGCGGGCAAACCUGUUUUAGCUUGAUAUCACUCGUGCUCUUAGCUGGCAAAUACUUAGUUAAUCCUUGACAUCUUGAUGAGCUGAAUUUUCAAGACGAGUUUCGGUCAGCUUGCUAUAGCGCCUGUCAUUCCGUACAAGAAACUUCGUUGGUGUGAUUGGUGAAUUCUGCUCUUUUUAUUGCACGUGAAAAAAGACGUUUUCAGUAUAAAUCACUAUUAGCUAGCAAUUUUGUCUCUAAUUUGUCAGGCAUUGCAGUGAUUCGUGUUUUUCAUUUUGAAUAGUUUCUGUGACCAGUGUAGAUUUCGAACUAUGGCGUUCCUGAAAGUCCGUAUGUGCGUUAGUGAUGGACAUUUCGCUGUCAGUUACAACGCAGGCUAUGUUCUCAAACGACUUUAGUCCGUCGGGAAACGUCAUAUCACCAUUGGUCUUUGUGGGAAAAAAAUUGAAUAAGGUACUUUAGGCUUCUGUGCCUCGACAACUCUAAUUAUAGUGACAGUAUUGGUGAAAUAGCUCAGUAACUUGCUAUCGGCUUAUCAUAUUUAGGAAGCGCCAAGUUCUUGCAUUUUAACUCAAGAUCAGGUGGGUGCAACUAUGAUGAAGGUGCCCUAUUAAUGGUAAAAUUGUGUUGCUUUAUUUUAAUGCGACUGGUGUUACUAAUGCUAACUUUUCCUAUCACUGUUCACGAAUGUAUACACAUUUCAGAUUUUAAUUGAAAUACAUAUUUUUGAGCAUUCUAGUGCUAUUGACUCAACUUUUUAUUUGUUGUGAAACGAGUGAUGGGCUUGUUUGUUCCAGUUAAUGUCCACUAGUAAACUUUUAUUCUAAA
Molecule: messenger RNA, 2286 nt
Organism: Hyalella azteca
Lineage: Eukaryota; Metazoa; Arthropoda; Malacostraca; Amphipoda; Hyalellidae
Product: proliferation-associated protein 2G4
Exons: 8
Coding region: 82-1212 (376 amino acids)
Source: RefSeq, a predicted model, not a curated record